Molecule: messenger RNA, 1406 nt
Organism: Cariama cristata (Red-legged seriema)
Lineage: Eukaryota; Metazoa; Chordata; Aves; Cariamiformes; Cariamidae
Gene: CIZ1
Product: CDKN1A interacting zinc finger protein 1
Exons: 12
Cellular component (GO): nucleus
Molecular function (GO): nucleic acid binding; zinc ion binding
Source: RefSeq, a predicted model, not a curated record
GGGUUUGCCACCACCGCAGCAGCAACAGAUGCUGAGCUUACGGGCGACAAAUCAACCAUCGCUGCUCAAUGCCAAUCCUAUGCUUCAGCGGGCCUUACUCAUGCAGCAGAUGCAAGGAAACCUGCGUGGAUUUAACAUGACAGCGCCAGCACUGCAGCAGUUUUUCCCUCAGGCUACAAGACAUUCCCUCCUGGGGCCACCACCUGUUGGGGUCUCCUUAAAGCCGACUAGGCUGGGCUUCCCCAGCCUUCCCUUCCAGCGGCAGAACCGGACCUUUCGCAAGGACUUCCAGAGGGUCCCUGACAGGAAGCGUGAACUAGAUCCUGGUUCUUCAUCUCAGACACAAGGUGAUGAGAAAAUGGAAAUUCCAGAGGGAGUGCAAGCAGGGUCAGAGCAGAACAGUUCCUUGCCAUCCACAGAGCCAAGAACUCCAACAGAAUCUGUGUUGAACACUGAGCCUGCAGCAAAAAGACUGAGGAGUGUGACUGAGGAGUCUGCAUUAGAGGAUGCAACAGACAGCAAGGAAGCAGGAGAGUCAAGCACCCAUGUCCGAGCUGAUGGUACACACAAUGCAAAGGAGUACACAGCUGAAGAUCUCUCUAAAGAGAGGAAAUUCUCUGAGGAACCAAAGGCUCCUGAGGUGUUGAGCUCUGGAGGUUCACUGAAAGUGACUAUUCAGCAGAGCAGUGAGAGCAGAGCUAUCAGUACAACAGCUCUGAAACCAGGGCAUUGGACCUGCGAGGUGGGCACAGCUGAUCCCAACCCUGAAUCGGUCCUUAAAUUCUACUGUUAUAUCUGCAAGACCAACUGCUGCAGUCAGCAGAAUUUCCAAUCCCACAUGGCUGGAAUUCAGCACCAGCAGCGACUUGGGGAGAUUCAGCACAUGAGCAAUGUUUGUUUUGUUUCACUACUGCCCAUGGUGAAGGAGCAGAAGGUGCUAGCAGAAAAAGAUGGAGAGACCCAGCAGCGAUGGUGUAACACUUGUCAGAUACACUUCACAGGGGAUCUAAUCAAACAUCGCAGGACCCAAGAACACAAGCUGGCCAAACGCUCGCUUCGUCCUUUCUGCACUGUCUGCAGCCGCCACUUCAAGACCCCUCGCAAGUUCGUGGAGCAUAUGAAGUCCCCUGAGCACAAACAGAAAGCCAAAGAGGUGAGGCUAGGAGAGAAGGAGGUGGGCAGCCCAGAAGAUUCGGAGGAGUUGAUCACAGUGGAUGCUGUUGGCUGUUUUGAAGAUGAUGAUGAUGAGGAGGAGGAGGAAGAGGGGGGGGAAGCUGGUGAGGAGGAAGACCUUGAUGUAGUGCUGAUAGAGAAUGAGGAUUCUGCUGCCAAGCAGACUGGGCUGAAGGAAGUGUCUUUGGAGGAUUACGAAGGAAGCGAGAAGUAUUGUCCAGACACAGCCUAUG